AUGAAGCAACUAGCUCCAAUAUUCUCUGCGAUAAUCUUGCUUCUCCUGGUUCAUGGAGAUGAGGGAUCUUCAUCAACAGCGGUUGGAGAUCCCGGGAUGAAGAGAGAUGGUCUCAGAGUGGCGUUUGAAGCUUGGAACUUUUGCAAUGAGGUUGGCUUCGAAGCUCCUCAUAUGGGUAGUCCUCGUGCUGCCGAUUGCUUCGAUAUCUCCUCUAAACGUAACAAAUCAAUCAGAAAAUACCAAUCAAACAUCACAAGUGGUUAUUCCUUGGUGCACAAGGUAUCUGAUUCCGAUAACAAGCUAGGGAUCGGACAGCGUAAAUCAGGAGUCAUAUCAGAAGCAGCACUACAAAACCCUGACCUCUACGCGGUCGAGAAAGAAGUCUAUCUAGGCUCUCUCUGUCAAGUCUCAGACAAACCAAACCCAUGGAGUUUCUGGAUGGUAAUGCUCAAAAACGGAAACUACGACACAAAUUCCGGUCUUUGUCCUGAAAACGGCCGAAAGAUCCCACCUUUCAAUCAACCCGGGAAAUUCCCCUGUUUCGGCACUGGUUGCAUGAACCAACCGGUGCUAAACCACGGUAAGACCGAGCUCCUCGGAGACGGCCACACCAUGAGGGGAUGGUUCAAUGGUACGUACGAGCUUGAAGCAGAUUUGGGAAAUGGGUUUGAUGGGAUAAGCUAUUACGAGGUUGUGUGGGAGAAGAGAAUUGGUGUUGGUGGUUGGGUGUUUAAACAUAAGCUUAAGACUUCCCCAAAGUAUCCAUGGCUCAUGCUUUACCUUAGAGCUGAUGCAACUAAAGGCUUCUCUGGUGGUUACCAUUAUGACUCCAGAGGAAUGCUUAAAACACUUCCGGAGUCACCGAACUUCAAAGUGAGACUAACUCUAGACAUCAAACAAGGAGGAGGACCAAAGAGCCAGUUCUAUCUUCUUGAUAUAGGAAGUUGUUGGAAAAACAACGGGAAGCCCUGCGACGGAGACGUGACCACCGACGUAACUCGUUACUCGGAGAUGAUCAUAAACCCAGAAACCGCACGUUGGUGCAACCCCAAGGCUCUUCGCAACUGUCCAUCGUACCAUACGUUUCGAAACGGCACGAGAGUGCACCGUACCGAUGAUCGGAGUUUUCCUUACGAGGCUUACCAUGUGUACUGUGCGCCGGGAAACGGCGAGCAUCUGGAGCUUCCGGUGGGGCCUUGUGAUCCUUUCAGUAACCCACAAGGUCAGGAGAUUCUUCAGCUUUUGCCUCACCCGGUUUGGGGAGAAUAUGGGUAUCCGACCCGGAUGGGUGAUGGUUGGGUGGGUGAUCCGAGAACUUGGGAGCUUGACGUUGGUGGUUUGUCUAGCCGGCUUUACUUCUACCAGGAUCCUGGUACGACUCCAGCGAGGAGGAUCUGGACAUCGGUGGAUGUUGGUACGGAGAUUUACAAAGACGAUGAAGCAAUUGCAGAAUGGCAUCUUUCUGAUUUCGAUGUUCUUCUUACUUGA
Molecule: messenger RNA, 1488 nt
Organism: Microthlaspi erraticum
Lineage: Eukaryota; Viridiplantae; Streptophyta; Magnoliopsida; Brassicales; Brassicaceae
Source: the annotation of a GenBank genome assembly